UCAGAAACAGCCAGACUCUCCCCUCCUGCUCGGGAGCGCUUUCCCAGCCGCCAAGCCCCACUCACCAGGUGGCCAUGGCCUCACCGGCGACCAGGCGCCCCGCGGUCCCUGACUUACUUUCCGGGCUGCCGUCGGUGGCCUCAGCUCAGGCCAACCAGAGCAUGGAGCCCGCGGCAGGGAACGCAUCCUCGGCUGGCUCCGGUGCUCAGGCCGUCACCCCCUUCCAAAGCCUGCAGCUGGUGCAUCAGCUGAAGGGGCUGAUUGUGCUUCUCUACAGCAUCGUGGUGGUUGUGGGGCUUGUGGGCAACUGCCUGCUAGUGUUCGUGAUAGCUCGGGUGCGGCGACUGCACAACGUAACCAACUUCCUCAUAGGCAACCUGGCCUUUUCCGACGUGCUCAUGUGCGCCGCCUGUGUGCCGCUCACGCUGGCCUACGUCUUUGAGCCGCGCGGCUGGGUGUUCGGCGGCGGCCUGUGCCACCUGGUUUUCUUCCUGCAGCCCGUCACCGUCUACGUGUCGGUGUUCACGCUCACCACCAUCGCGGUGGACCGCUACGUCGUGCUGGCGCACCCGUUACGCCGGCGCAUCUCCUUGCGCCUCAGCGCCUACGCCGUGCUGGCCAUCUGGUCGCUGUCCGCGGUGCUGGCGCUGCCGGCGGCCGUGCACACCUACCACGUCGAGCUCAAACCUCACGGUGUGCACCUGUGCGAGGAGUUCUGGGGGCCCCAGGAGCGCCAGCGCCAGCUCUACGCGUGGGGGCUACUGCUCGUCACCUACCUGCUCCCCCUGUUGGUCAUUCUCCUGUCUUAUGUCCGCGUGUCCGUGAAGCUCCGGAACCGCGUGGUGCCGGGCUCGGUGACCCAGAGCCAGGCCGACUGGGACCGCGCGCGGCGCCGCCGCACCUUCUGCCUGCUGGUGGUGGUCGUGGUGGUGUUCGCCAUCUGCUGGCUGCCGCUGCACGUCUUCAACCUGCUGCGGGACCUGGACCCGCGCGCCAUCGACCCUUAUGCCUUCGGGUUAGUGCAGCUACUCUGCCACUGGCUGGCCAUGAGCUCGGCCUGCUACAAUCCCUUCAUUUACGCCUGGCUGCACGACAAUUUCCGCGACGAGUUGCGCAAGCUCUUGCUCACCUGGCCCCGCAAGAUCGCACCGCAGGGCCAGAGCAUGACAGUCAGCGUGGUCAUCUAGUGCCACGGCGUCAGGCUGGCACUGGGGCCCACGCCCACCGGCCUCCAAGGGUGCUGCCCGAGGCCGGACAAGAGCUUAUUUCCAGCGCCAGAGUUAAGCCACUACAGAGCAGUGCUCCCAGCCAAGCGCUUUUUGUCCAGCUGUGGUGCCUUGUUCUUGUGUUUUUGUUAAAUGGGCUUUCGUAGAGUCUUGUGCUUUGCUGGUGGAGGCAAGGGAGAGGGAAGCGGAUGAAUAAUUUCCCCCCCUGAAUUCCAAACAAAGCUUUCUCCAGGUUCCUAAUAGUAUUUCAGAACCUUGGCUGUCUUUCUUGUUUUUCUGUUCUGCUUGCUCACUGGAGAGAUGAAGGAACAAUGUGGGUGGGACUUAAAAUAACUGUGAUGUGGUUUGUAAAGCUUUUUAGGUUGCAGCUCACAGGAAACUCAGCGGAGAUAUCAUAUCUGAUAUUGUUUAGUUAGUUUGAAACCAUGGAUUUCUAACAUUCCCGAAAAGUAUGUAUAAUAAACCUACAUCUAGAAUUUCAGCACUUCCUGAAUAAGACCCCAAAGAUGUAUAUAUGUAUAUACAUAUGUGUACACAUAUGU
Condylura cristata (star-nosed mole) is the source of this 1768-nucleotide messenger RNA. It is a transcript of the gene PRLHR, whose product is annotated as prolactin releasing hormone receptor. Gene Ontology annotation, cellular component: neuron projection; plasma membrane. Gene Ontology annotation, molecular function: neuropeptide Y receptor activity; neuropeptide binding. NCBI's taxonomy places the organism in Eukaryota, Metazoa, Chordata, Mammalia, Eulipotyphla, Talpidae. The transcript has 2 exons. The record is from RefSeq and is a predicted model, not a curated record. Gene Ontology annotation, biological process: G protein-coupled receptor signaling pathway. The coding region runs from base 75 to 1187 and encodes 370 amino acids.